Molecule: messenger RNA, 717 nt
Organism: Caenorhabditis sp. 36 PRJEB53466
Lineage: Eukaryota; Metazoa; Nematoda; Chromadorea; Rhabditida; Rhabditidae
Source: the annotation of a GenBank genome assembly
AUGGUGGUUGUUUUUGCGCACUGUACGAUUUCUCACAAAUUAAAUUAUCGAGUCGGCUCCUAGCCACUCCACUCUUCCAUUUUCUCAUUCUUUCAUUCUUCCCCGUCACCCCAACCGUCUGAAAAAUACGACUGACAGUGAGUUUUGUCUCUGAAAUUCAAAAAGCUAAACGUGUUGUUCAGUGAAAGUUCUGCUCAUCGCUCUCCUCGUCGUCUGCCACUUGAGUGGUGUCGAAUCGCAAUCGAAGGUGAGCGCUGAACAUUUAAAAACCACAAAAAAAAGCACUGAAAAAGUUGUGCUUUCAGUCGGUGUUGCGUAGCCACAACCUGGCCGCUCUGGAAAUCUCGAAGAGCUCGGACGAACAGUUCAGAAGGUACAUGACGAGUUUGUGCGUGUACAGUUUCGCCUCCGUCGAAGACUAUACGAGAAAGUACCUUCUGUGGGAGAAUGCAAACUUUCUGAAUGGAAUUGAGCAAUUGUGAGUCUCGAUUAAAGCGCUCUUUUUGCCGCACCUCCGCCGCCGUCUUUUUUUUCAGCUUGUCGGAAGACGGAGAAGACGAUUUUCCACACCAAUACGUCGCGCAGGGACUCGUGAGCCAGUGCAAAGUGAACAAAGCCAAGGACGCGCACCAUCAGAAGAUCAUCGACGACGGAGAGGAGGAGAACGAGUUGUACAAUCAAAUGACGAAGCCCGCGUGGUCUCCGCUUGAAUUGUAA